UCUCUUCUCCCUCUCUCCCUCUCCUAAUUUUUGCCUUGGUUUUUACUUAAAAUCUGUAAGUCCUUUUUCUUAUGCGAAAUGGGGCUACGUCCGCAAUGGAGGUCUUAUUUUAGCGUGAUGUGAAGUUCAGCUCUCUGAUUAUGCUAUUUCUUGGAGUUCUUCAAUAGAAUUGGUUUGCCUAGUAGCUCUGUUGACCUCAUUGGCUACAAUUUGAAAUUCUACUUUGUUUUUCCUCUUUUCCCCUUCUACACGGGUCUUCUAAGAUUUAAUGACUCUGGAUUUAGAAUUUUGCUAAUGUCUGUGGCUUUCUCUUGGCUGACGAGAAAAUGCGGGAGUAGGGAGUAGGGAGGAGCUUGGGCUUGAAAAACUUCAGAACUUCCUUUGUCUCUCGCCGAGACAAACUGGAAUCUCUGUUCAUUUGAGUUUUCGGCAAGACCACGUUUCACUGGUAUUGUGGAUGGAAAUGGCAAUAUGCCUCUUAACUGUUCAUGCUUUCAGUUAAUGGAGACGAGUUAUGAUCAAGGAGAUCAGCAUUGCUCUCUAGAUGUUUUCCCCAUUCUAAUUGAGGAGGCUUCAUUUCCAGCGAGAGAGAAAUGCCCGCUAAAUAGCUCAAAUAGUCAAGAUGUGUAUAGCAUUUCUGUGUUGCGUGACGAAGACAAUACCAGUCAGCAGUGUGCAUCACAGCUAGCUUUUUUAAGCCUCUUAGAAGUUCCCUUUCCAUCUAAGUCUAAUAUAUGCCUGGAUGCCCAAUUGAAUUGCCAUAACUGCUUUGAUUUGCAAAUGGAAGGAGCAGAUGCUUUUCCACCAUGCAUUGUGAAUAUAAACAUGGAGAAGGAAAAUUCAGAAGCAAUUAAGUCCACUGAUGAAGCUGUUGGAAGUAUAAAAACCGAGGGUGUAGUAACUCAUAUGCAAAAGGUGUUGCAGAGACAAGCAAGCUUGAAUGUAGAUAAAUCAUUCACUGAGCGGGUUCAUGAUGCACCAACCAACAGAUGGCGAAGAUACAAGCGUGCUGCCUCAUUUGAUUCAAGGAAAAUAGUCCUUCUAUUCUCCAUCUUAUCGAGUUUGGGGACAUUGAUAUUGAUUUAUCUGACGCUGAGAGUGAGACAAAAUGGCGAUGGUUUCAAUCACGUCUGAUGGAUUUAGCUUUUAUCCUUACAGCCUCUUUUGAUUCCUGCUUGGAUUUUGAUUGUUGUUGAAGUUUGGUCCCUGGAACUGUUGUGAUUGGAGUUCCCUUUCUCCUAGUUUUCAAUUUUUUUAGUGUUAAUAGUUCGCCUAUCUCUGUGCAUAACCAAUGCUUUCAUUCAAGUCAUGUACUCACUUUCUCCCUUUCUCUCUACUUAAUUUUAGGUGU
Molecule: messenger RNA, 1351 nt
Organism: Carica papaya (papaya)
Lineage: Eukaryota; Viridiplantae; Streptophyta; Magnoliopsida; Brassicales; Caricaceae
Product: adenine deaminase
Source: RefSeq, a predicted model, not a curated record